Lichtheimia ornata is the source of this 861-nucleotide messenger RNA. RefSeq lists its product as uncharacterized. NCBI's taxonomy places the organism in Eukaryota, Fungi, Mucoromycota, Mucoromycetes, Mucorales, Lichtheimiaceae. Bases 1 to 861 code for a protein of 286 amino acids. The record is from RefSeq and is a predicted model, not a curated record. The transcript has 4 exons.
AUGUUCAAGUUAUUCUUGGUCACCUUCCUAUCCUUUGUUUUAUUUCAACUGACCCAGGCGGUCUCUGUUACCAUUACCAGUCCGAAACCGAAUGAUGUGUUAAAAGCUGGCGAAACCGUCGAGAUCAAGUGGACGAUUGCAGAUAACGCUCAACUCGAUAAUGUUUCGAUUGCCUUAGCUUCGGGCCCUGCACAAGCACUUGUCAUUGAUCAAAUCAUUGCCGCAAGCGCAGAUGCCAAAAAGGGAACUUACAAGUGGACCAUUCCUCAAUCUGUCAAACCAAAGACCAAAUAUGUCAUUGAGAUUGGUCCCAACUCUUCCGAUAUCGCAUUUGCUGGUUACAUCAGCAUCGCUCGUUCUGCUACUACGCCUAGCAAGUCCCAAUCUUCCGCUGUGCCCUCUGCAUCCGCCUCGGCUUCAGGUCACCAUGCAUCCGCUUCUAGCAGUGCUGCUGGAAACAAGCAUAAACCCACUGCCACUCUCCCCUCUUCGAUUGCACCCAAACCCACCGCUAAACCCAAACCCAGCCAUUCUGAAGAAUCCGUCAAGCCCAAGCCUACUGCUUCAGCAUCCAAGGGCGAUGACGAUGACAAGAAGAAGAAGGAUGAUGACAAGAAAAAAGAUGAUGAUAAGAAGAAGGAUGACGACAAGCCCAAGAAGGAGGAUGACAAGCCCAAGAAGGAGGAGGAUGAAAAGUCCAACAAGGAACACGAUAAGGAAGAACCUCGUUACGUUUGCCACGCUUUCCCUGAUGAGAAUGGUGAAAUGACUACUUCCUGCGGUCCUGCUCCUACCGGUGUUUCCAAGCCAUCCAAGCGUGCUGGUACUCUUUUACGCCGCUUGCUUCUCAACAAGUUUUAA